CCCGACACCCUCACACAGACAUGAAUGCAGACAGAACACCAAUGUAUAUAAAAUAAAAUUUAAAAAAUAUUUUGAGUUGGGUUGUUGAGAUGGCUCACUGAGCAGAGGCACUUGCCACAAACCUUGACACCUGGAUAUGAUCCCUAGGUCCCACAUGGUGAGAAGGGAGAACUGACUGACAGGUUUUUCUCACACAUGCACACCCCUCCCCUCAGCCAGUCAGUGUAUUUUGAGUCUGGUUAUUGUGAAAGCUUUGAUUUUUCUUUUGAGCCCAGGAAACCCCAUUGCAGCCAUCCCUUUGAUACCUGGGGGCUUUGUUUCGGUAUCCUCGAGAGACACCAACAUCAACACAUACUCAAGUAUUUUGUACAGAAUGAUGCUAUGUCUGUUUAUACCUGCACACUCCCGUGCUUUUAAAGUCACCUGCAGAUCAUGUACAGUAACCAAUUCCAUGUAAAUCUUUGAUAACGUCUACCUGUCCAAAACCAGGCAAAGAAGGUAGACAGUGAAAGCUGGAGGGAACCUGGGACCUGUGGAAAGGUGGCCACUACUGCAGGCUGUGCCCACGCAUCAUUCUUGUAGAUCGAGCCUGGGGUGGCAAUGUAGCAAAUUUGAAUUUUAUUUGAAACUUUCUGGGAAUUUUUCCUCCCAAAUAUUGUCAGUUUAGGUUGACUGAAUCUCUGGACAAAAACGCUGUAAGCGGAAAAGGCCAACUAGAGGAUGGAUCCUUAUGAGGCUGUCUAGAACGUUCUGCAGUUUUGAAGAUACCUUGAUUUGGGCUUGAGGCUGGUGAGACUGUGCUGCUCAGUACGGGACAUUUGUCUACAUUGUCUGACGUGAAUCAAGAUUGCUAUCUGAGCGAGUGAUGUAGGCUUCUUAGAAUUCUCUCCACCUUCUGAGGAGAGUUUAGAAGAGCGUGUGAGCGUGGCGUUUGAAGUCAGAUUGCAGAGGGCUUGGUUCGUCCCUGUGGAAGGUGGGGCAGGCCGCAGUCACAGUCAGUCUCUGAGCUUCAGUCCCCUUACCUAUUAGUCCCCAUUUAGAGUGCACUGGAGAUGUGACAGGAAAUCGUAUGUAACAUGCUUGACACAAAGAAGAUACUCAGUAAACUGACACUUCAGCCUUGUUUUUUAUGCUGCUUUUGAAUUUGUAAGGUUCUAGAAUUAAAGAGUGAUUUUUUUUUUUUCUGCUGUUGUUUUGUUUGUUGAGACAAGAUUUUGUUGUCUUGUUCAGGCUGGUCUUGAACAUGUGAUACUCAUACCAUAGCCUUCUGAGUGCUGGCACUACAUGCACCCCCCCCCACCCCGAUACCAGGCUACAGAUUCUCUUUAGGACUUGUGAAGGGUAAAAUCCUGCUGUGUUAGGGUGGGGUUCAUAGGUACAUCUGAAUUUUCUGCCUUCCCUAGAGGUGAAAGAGAUUAUAUUGUGAGUCUCUAUCACUUAGCUGAUGCAGCCUAUGGAGCGAGCCGCAGCUUCUCGUAUCUGUGCCUCUUGACCCAAAGGCUUAGGACUCUGCUUCUUUCUCAGACCCCUGCUGUUUCUGCUGUAACAUGGAAAUGCUGAUGGUUUUUCCUAACAGGUUUCACAGAGAACACCCUGAGAGUACCACGUGCCUACAACUGCUCCCCGCUUCCCAGACCACAGCUGUGGGGAGCUUGGGGUACAGCAUACGAGAUUCUGUAUUAAGCUGCCCAGGCAGAGGAGAAUGGGGUCUCCACAGCCUGAAGAAUGAAGACACGACAGAAUAAAGACUCAAUGUCAAUGAGGAGUGGACGGAAGAAAGAGGCCCCCGGGCCCCGGGAAGAGCUGAGAUCAAGGGGCCGGGCCUCCCCUGGAGGGGUCAGCACAUCCAGCAGUGAUGGCAAAGCUGAGAAGUCCAGGCAGACUGCCAAGAAGGCGCGAGUAGAGGAGACCUCUACCCCAAAGGCCAGCAAGCAGGGCCGCAGUGAGGAGAUCUCGGAGAGUGAAAGCGAGGAGACCAGUGCACCCAAAAAGACCAAAACUGAGCAGGAGCUCCCUCGACCACAGUCUCCCUCGGAUCUGGACAGCUUGGAUGGGCGCAGCAUUAAUGAUGAUGGCAGCAGUGACCCUAGGGACAUAGAUCAGGAUAACCGAAGCACGUCUCCCAGCAUCUACAGCCCUGGAAGUGUGGAGAAUGACUCGGAUUCAUCUUCUGGCCUGUCUCAGGGCCCGGCCCGUCCCUACCACCCACCUCCACUCUUUCCUCCCUCCCCUCCACCACCAGACAGCACUCCCCGACAGCCAGAGCCCAGCUUUGAACCCCAUCCUUCUGUGACACCUGCUGGAUACCAUGCUCCAAUGGAGACACCCACAUCUCGAUUAUUCCAGGGCCCGCCUCCUGGAGCCCCUCCCCCACACCCACAGCUCUACCCUGGAAAUGCUGGUGGAGGUGUUUUGUCUGGACCCCCCAUGGGUCCCAAAGGGGGAGCAGCUGCCUCUUCAGUGGGUACCCCUAGUGGAGGCAAGCAGCAUCCCCCACCCACCACCCCAAUUCCAAUAUCAAGCUCCGGGGCCAGCGGUGCCCCCCCAACAAAGCCGCCUAAUGCUCCAGUGGGUGGUGGGAACUUAUCUUCUGCUCCACCAUCAGCUACUUUCCCCCAUGUGACACCAAACCUGCCUCCUCCACCUGCCCUAAGACCCCUCAACAAUGCCUCAGCCUCUCCUCCUGGCAUGGGGGCUCAGCCAAUCCCUGGGCAUCUGCCCUCUCCCCAUGCCAUGGGUCAGGGCAUGAGUGGACUUCCUCCUGGCCCAGAGAAGGGUCCAACUCUGGCUCCCUCACCCCACCCUUUACCCCCAGCUUCUUCCUCCUCUGCCCCUGGGCCCCCAAUGCGGUAUCCAUAUUCAUCCUCCAGUAGCUCUGCAGCAGCUUCUUCUAGUUCUUCCUCCUCCUCUGCCUCCCAGUACCCAGCUUCCCAAGCUCUGCCCAGUUAUCCUCAUUCCUUCCCUCCACCCACAAGUAUGUCUGUCUCUAAUCAGCCACCCAAGUAUACCCAGCCUUCCCUCCCAUCCCAGGCUGUGUGGAGUCAGGGUCCUCCACCUCCUCCUCCCUAUGGGCGCCUCUUGGCCAACAACAACACCCAUCCAGGCCCUUACCCUCCUACUGGGGGCCAAUCCACAGCCCACCCACCAGCCCCUACACAUCACCAUCACCAGCAGCAGCAGCAACCACAGCAACAGCAACAACAUCAUCCUGGAAACUCCGGGCCCCCUCCACCCGGAGCAUAUCCUCACCCCCUAGAGAGCAGCAGCUCCCACCAUGCACACCCUUACAACAUGUCUCCCUCCCUGGGGUCUUUGAGGCCCUACCCACCGGGGCCAGCGCACCUGCCUCCACCUCAUGGCCAGGUGUCCUAUAGUCAAGCAGGUCCCAAUGGCCCCCCAGUUUCCUCCUCUUCCAACGCUUCCGGUUCUUCCUCUCAAGCCUCCUACUCCUGCUCCCACCCCUCCUCGUCCCAGGGUCCCCAAGGGGCAUCCUACCCCUUCCCACCCGUUCCUCCAGUCACUACUUCCUCAGCUACACUUUCUACUGUCAUCGCUACCGUGGCUUCCUCGCCUGCAGGCUACAAGACGGCCUCACCACCCGGGCCCCCUCAGUACAGCAAGAGAGCCCCAUCCCCAGGGUCCUAUAAGACCGCCACCCCGCCUGGAUACAAACCGGGGUCACCACCCUCCUUCAGAACAGGGACCCCGCCUGGCUUUCGAGGCACCUCUCCGCCAGCAGGCCCAGGGACCUUCAAGCCAGGCUCACCCACUGUGGGGCCAGGGCCCCUGCCACCUGCGGGGCCUUCGAGUUUGUCAUCUCUGCCUCCACCUCCCGCGGCCCCAGCGACAGGGCCGCCCCUGACUGCCACGCAGAUCAAACAGGAACCAGCUGAAGAGUAUGAAACCCCCGAGAGUCCGGUGCCCCCGGCCCGAAGCCCCUCGCCCCCUCCCAAGGUGGUGGACGUGCCCAGCCACGCCAGCCAGUCAGCCAGGUUCAAUAAGCACCUGGACCGUGGCUUCAACUCGUGCGCGCGCAGCGACCUGUACUUCGUGCCGCUGGAGGGAUCCAAGCUGGCCAAGAAGCGCGCGGACCUAGUGGAGAAAGUGCGGCGCGAGGCCGAGCAGCGCGCGCGCGAAGAAAAGGAGCGCGAGCGCGAACGGGAGCGCGAGAAGGAGCGCGAGCGCGAGAAAGAGCGCGAGCUGGAGCGCAGUGUGAAGCUGGCCCAGGAGGGUCGUGCUCCAGUGGAGUGCCCGUCUCUGGGUCCAGUGCCCCAUCGGCCUCCCUUUGAGCCUGGCAGCGCUGUGGCUACAGUGCCCCCUUACCUGGGUCCUGAUACUCCAGCUCUGCGCACUCUUAGUGAAUACGCCCGACCUCAUGUCAUGUCUCCUGGCAAUCGCAACCACCCAUUCUAUGUGCCCUUGGGGGCAGUGGACCCGGGGCUUCUGGGUUACAAUGUCCCAGCCCUGUACAGCAGCGACCCAGCUGCCCGCGAAAGGGAGCGGGAAGCUCGUGAACGUGACCUCCGUGACCGGCUCAAGCCUGGCUUUGAGGUGAAGCCUAGUGAGCUGGAACCCCUACAUGGGGUCCCCGGGCCAGGCCUGGAUCCCUUCCCCCGACAUGGGGGCCUGGCUCUACAACCUGGGCCGCCUGGCCUGCAUCCUUUCCCGUUUCAUCCGAGCCUGGGGCCUCUAGAGCGAGAACGACUAGCGCUGGCAGCUGGGCCAGCCCUGCGUCCUGACAUGUCUUAUGCUGAGCGGCUGGCAGCUGAAAGGCAGCAUGCGGAAAGGGUGGCAGCCCUGGGCAAUGACCCUCUGGCCCGGCUGCAGAUGCUCAACGUGACUCCCCAUCACCACCAGCACUCCCACAUCCACUCCCACCUUCACCUGCACCAGCAGGAUGCCAUUCAUGCAGCCUCCGCCUCGGUGCACCCUCUCAUUGACCCCCUGGCCUCAGGGUCUCACCUUACCCGGAUCCCCUACCCAGCUGGGACCCUCCCUAAUCCCCUUCUUCCUCACCCUCUGCACGAGAACGAAGUUCUUCGUCACCAGCUCUUUGCUGCCCCUUACCGGGACCUGCCAGCCUCCCUGUCUGCUCCCAUGUCAGCAGCUCAUCAGCUGCAGGCCAUGCACGCCCAGUCAGCUGAGCUGCAGCGCUUGGCGCUGGAACAGCAGCAGUGGCUGCACGCCCAUCACCCGUUGCACAGCGUGCCGCUGCCUGCCCAGGAGGACUACUACAGUCACCUGAAGAAGGAGAGCGACAAGCCGCUGUAGAACCUGCGAUCCAGAGAGCACCCACUGCUCCUUCACCCAGACCUUGGAGGACUCCUCCAACCUUUUGCCGCACCCCCAUCCCCCCCAGAGCCGAGGAGAGGGUGCUGCCCACUCGCAGAGCUUCUGCAGCCGGGCGGAGGGAGGGAGGGAAGAAGGGACAGACAUGGUUAAGGCCCAGGGUUGUGUGGUGCAGAGGUGGGAAGUGGCGAGGGUGAGGACAGAAAGUGCACAGUAUCUUGGACCAGGUCCCUCCUCCUUAUCCCCUGCUUUUCUUCUCCUCUAUGCCCAAUCCUUGGUGGCCACUGCUCCUCCCCUAACCCAUUGGUGUGAUUCAUCUGUUAGAUGUGGCUGUUUUGCGUAGCAUUGUGUGCUGCCCCUGCCCCAUCCCCUUGUGUGCACCCCCCUCGGCGAUGUGUGCCCCUUGCCCGUCCCACAUUAAUAAUUUAUAUAUAUAAAUAUCUAUAUGAUGCUCUUUAAAAAACAUCCUGACCAAAACCAACCAAACAAAAACAUCCUCACAGUUCCCCAGGAA
This is a messenger RNA of Myodes glareolus (Bank vole), 5803 nucleotides long. The record is from RefSeq and is a predicted model, not a curated record. NCBI's taxonomy places the organism in Eukaryota, Metazoa, Chordata, Mammalia, Rodentia, Cricetidae.